AUGGAAAUGAUGAAUAUCUGUGUGUGCGACCAGAGUUUUGGGAUCCACGUCGCUGAGCUGGCCUGCUUCCCCCCGUCGGUGAUGGCCGUGGCGAGGGAGAAGGCGGAGGAGCUGGAGGAGUUCCAGGAACCUGUGGGGGACGAUUCGAAGCGGGACGAAGAGCCCGAGGUCAAGAGACGGUGGACAGAUAAGCAAGUGGGAGAAAAGGUGAUCCAGGACUUCCUGGAGAAGGUGAAGGCACUUCCUGUCGUCACCAUGACUGAGGAGGAGGUGAAGGCAGAGCUCAGGAGAAUAAAGCAGGACUUGGUGGCCAAAAAUAACACGUACAUCAGUGAGAUACUUGCCCGCUGUGCUCCUGUAAAAACUGCCUGACUUUUACAUUUUUUUCUCUAAAUGCUCAUGUUCACCUAAAGCUCAUGUAGGAAUAGAGUUGAGAUUAGAGUGCCUAUAAUCUAUAAGUUUUUCAAUAAAGAAUUUCUCUUAAUUUGCUUUCCACCAA
This is a messenger RNA of Xiphophorus maculatus (southern platyfish), 499 nucleotides long. RefSeq names its product DNA mismatch repair protein Msh2-like. NCBI's taxonomy places the organism in Eukaryota, Metazoa, Chordata, Actinopteri, Cyprinodontiformes, Poeciliidae. Bases 1 to 372 code for a protein of 123 amino acids. The record is from RefSeq and is a predicted model, not a curated record. The transcript is spliced from 3 exons.